GAAUUCUCUCAAACUCAUCAAUGGCGAUAAUUCUCCGUUCAUCAGAUCCACUCCUCUCUCGAAUCCAUCCGCAACCACAACAAAUCGACCACUUCGAUCACCUCCCUGACUCAAUCCUCCUCCUUAUCUUCAACAACAUCGGCGACGUCAAAGCCUUAGGUCGUUGCUCCGUCGUCUCCAAAAGAUUCCAUUCCUUAAUCCCUCAAGUCGAGAAUGUCGUCGUUCGUGUCGAUUGCGUUAUCUCCGACGACGAUUCUUCCUCUCUCAUCUCCGAUAAACCACGAUCCGUCGCCGCCGCUACUCCUUUCUCCGCCAUUUUCCGUCUCGUGUUUAAGCCGUUACAAGCUUUGGGACAGUUCCUUAAACGCUCAGGUUCUGCUUCUUCUCCUUCGGGAUCAUCUUCUCCUUCUUCGUUGUUGAUUAGUGGUGGUGGUGGAGAUGAUGGAGAGAUUGAACAAGGAGGUGUGACGCAUCAUUCUCCGACUCAGGUUUUGAAAAACUUCGAUGAGAUUCGGUUUCUUCGUAUCGAGCUUCCUAGUGGUGAAUUAGGGAUUGAUGAUGGUGUUUUAUUGAAAUGGAGAGCUGAAUUUGGUUCUACUCUUGAGAAUUGUGUCAUUCUCGGUGCUUCCUCUGUGAUUCCGGCGACGAAUUCGGAUACUUCCGUUGAUCUUAGUAGUAGUAACACCGCUGUGGCGGUGGCAGAGGAUAAUGGAAGUAUACCGGAAUCGUUUUAUACGAACGGAGGGCUUAAGCUUCGUGUUGUAUGGACAAUUAGCUCUUUGAUUGCUGCAUCUGCUAGACAUUAUUUGUUGCAGCCGAUUAUAGCAGAGCAUAAGACGCUUGAUAGUUUAGUGCUUACUGAUGUUGAUGGUCAAGGAGUGUUGUGUAUGAAUAGAGAUCAGUUAGAAGAAUUGAGGGUGAAGCCAUUGUCAGCUUCUUCAGCUUCUAAGAGGACUCUUGUACCUGCUUUGAAUAUGAGGCUUUGGUAUGCUCCUACUUUGGAAUUGCCUGAUGGGACUGUGUUGAAGGGAGCGACUUUAGUGGCGAUUAGGCCGAGCGAGUCGAAGAAGGAGGUGUGUGAUGUGUCUUGGGUUUCUUCUGCGUUUGAUGAGUCUUAUGGGGUAGCUGCUAAGAUGUUGGUUAAGAGAAGGACUUAUUGUCUUGAAAUGAAUUCGUUCUAAAGCUUGGAGAUUUCGAUAAGUCGGAUCUGAGGUGAAUGGAUCACAAAGGCUAACCAUGUUUUGAAAGAGACUACAAUGCAGAAAGAUCAGUUUUGUAUUAAGUGUGACUAAUCCUAGAUUCACCAAUGGGGCUCAAUGUUAUCUAUUCUUGGUCUAUUGGAAGCUUCAAAUUCCGUCUGCUUGGACACCGGAAACCGCAUUCGCUGGCUGUUUUUUUGUUUCAGCUCGCAUAGCAAUCAUGUAAGAGCAAGUUUUCAUCUUAUAAAAUCUUCCAUGUACC
Arabidopsis arenosa is the source of this 1461-nucleotide messenger RNA. The record is from the annotation of a GenBank genome assembly. Lineage: Eukaryota; Viridiplantae; Streptophyta; Magnoliopsida; Brassicales; Brassicaceae.